Diabrotica virgifera virgifera (western corn rootworm) is the source of this 435-nucleotide messenger RNA. RefSeq lists its product as uncharacterized. The record is from RefSeq and is a predicted model, not a curated record. The transcript has 3 exons. NCBI's taxonomy places the organism in Eukaryota, Metazoa, Arthropoda, Insecta, Coleoptera, Chrysomelidae. Gene Ontology annotation, molecular function: nucleic acid binding. Bases 1 to 435 code for a protein of 144 amino acids.
AUGGUUCCAAGUGGUCCCAAAUGGCUAGAACAAAAACGGGCUGCUAUAUAUUUGGUAUGGCACACGUUUUGUUCGACAACAGAGGAAUUCCGAUCUAGUAAAAUAGACCUACUAAUAAACCGGCUGGAUGUUGCUGAAACACGUUCUAAACGGUUGAAUUCCGAAGUGAGAAGUAUAAGAAAAGAAAUUGCUGAUUUAAGAAGAACUCUUUCUGGACCUAAUAAUCUUGCCGUUUCCCUAAAAACUGGAACUGGUGUAACAUCAGAUGAAGUAAGUUCGGUAGAUGGUUGUUCAAGUACUAAAAAAAUUAAGGCAUCCUUUACUGAAGAAGAUGGAUAUACGAUAGUUUUUACAGACGGUGCUUGCGAAAAUAAUGGGAAACCAAUUGCCAAAGCAGGUAUCGGAGUGUGGUUUAGAGAUGGUCAUCCAUUGUAA